AUGACGGUAAGGGCAUUACAACAAAUCUCCACCGGCCGGAACGGCGUCGGAACCUUCAUCUUGCAAUGCAAGAAGAUGGACUUUCACUACUGUGACUGGGCGGGCAGUUCCAAAGGGAUGAACGGCUUCAUCAAGUCCCUACUCCCCAAGUUCGCCGCCGCCAACGCCCAAGUCGAGUUCGCCGUUUCGCCGCGGCCGUCCAAGCACCCCGUUAUUAUCGCACAGUACAUCAACGGCCGCGAAAAGUCUAUCUGCGUGCGCAACAUGGAGCCCUAUGAGAUCCUCAAGAAAGCCGAGAUCCUCCGCGACGGCAGCGGCGAGAAGAACCGGAGGACCGCCAAGCCCGUGCAGAGUAUCAACGAGUCCGUCAGAGGCGUAUGGUCCCCGUACCACGGGAAUGGGUUGAAGGUAUAA
This is a messenger RNA of Chaetomium globosum CBS 148.51, 414 nucleotides long. Its product is annotated as mitochondrial 54S ribosomal protein MRPL51. The record is from RefSeq and is a predicted model, not a curated record. Gene Ontology annotation, biological process: mitochondrial translation. Gene Ontology annotation, cellular component: mitochondrial large ribosomal subunit. Lineage: Eukaryota; Fungi; Ascomycota; Sordariomycetes; Sordariales; Chaetomiaceae. The coding region runs from base 1 to 414 and encodes 137 amino acids. The transcript has 3 exons. Gene Ontology annotation, molecular function: structural constituent of ribosome.